This is a messenger RNA of Myiozetetes cayanensis, 3117 nucleotides long. RefSeq names its product B cell scaffold protein with ankyrin repeats 1 (gene BANK1). Gene Ontology annotation, molecular function: protein tyrosine kinase binding; signaling receptor binding. NCBI's taxonomy places the organism in Eukaryota, Metazoa, Chordata, Aves, Passeriformes, Tyrannidae. Bases 1 to 2661 code for a protein of 886 amino acids. The transcript has 15 exons. The record is from RefSeq and is a predicted model, not a curated record. Gene Ontology annotation, biological process: negative regulation of phosphatidylinositol 3-kinase/protein kinase B signal transduction; B cell activation; negative regulation of B cell activation.
AUGUGGAGGAGCAAACCAACGCCGCACCAGAACACCUUCCCAGCAGGUGCCACGCUCCGGGGCACACCUCCCUGGUGCCUUCCGUCCUCGGUGGGCUUUUCCACGGAGGACGACCCGGUCCACCUGCUGCAGCCUCACACUGAAACCCAGCGCUCCGCGCAGCCGGGAAGGCUCGACCCCGCUCCUCGUUUUCUCCCCACAGAAACAACUCGGGUGGCCGGCGGCUCCCACCGCCGGGGUGUGUGGGUGUUCAGCGGGGCACAUGGGGUGGGGCCGAGCGGGCGGCAGCAGCCGGGGCCAGCCCCGGCCCCGCGCUUCCGUCCCGGUGGAGGCGACCGGCCGGGACAUCGCCCUCCGGCCGGGACAUCGUUCUCCUGCCGGGAGAGCGCUCUCCGGGCGAGGGAAGCGGGGCGGCGGAGCCAUGCGGCCGGCAGGUCGGUGCGGGGCGGCGCGGGGUGCGAGGGCGGGGAGGCCGCCCCGAGCGCGGGGAGCCCUGCUGGGUGCUCAGCGGAAGAUACGAAGGAUAUCCUCGUGAUAUAUGAACAAGAAGCAGAAGAGUGGGCACUGUAUUUAAAAUCUCUCUUUGGACACAUAGUGAAGGAAGGAGGAAUCUUCCUCUACAAUCUAGAGACUUCAACUUUCAAGCACCAGGAACUAUUCUGUUUACCCUCUUAUAAAUGUAAACUCCUGAUACUCUCGUGUGGACUUAUUAACUGCCUGGAUCAAGAGAGAUGUUAUUUUUUGGAACAAGUUCUAAAACCUCUGGAAAAUGUGGUAAUUCUGCUUUGUGGUGUGGAGAAUUCAAGGAUUCUUUAUGAGAUACUGACCUUAGAUGGAGGCAGCAAAGAGAUUUCAACUGAUCAGAAACCUGAGGAAUAUAUUGCCGUUGUUACUGGAAUUAUUCAACCAGAUCACCGGACUAGCUCUGAUAUUAAUUUGUCAAAUGUCAUGGCAGCAUCAGAAACAACAGACUUCAGUUCUAAAAAUGAGGUACUUUCAAAAAGUUUGGAAACUGCGGAGCAGUCGAUAUUGGUGCUUCCAGGAAGAGUAUCAUGUGAGAACCCUGGUGAAAUAUUCAUUCUGUUGAAAGAUGAAAUAGAUGAUGAAACUCUAGAAAUUGAAUUCAUAUCAGAUAAUCAACGAAUUAGGACACAGACAGCCUCUUGGAAUAAGAAGGUCAAGUACGUGAAAGCCUUAGAUUUUCCUGCUGGCCCUGUAUUUGUAAAUGUCUACUCUGGGGGAAUCGUUAAGACCACAGCACUCAUUGAGUAUUACACUGCACUAGAGGAGAUUGAGCCCAUUUUAAAGAAAGUGGCUGACCCAAUAGCUUUCACUUGUCAGGCAUUGAAGUUUUCUUCUGUAGAGAAGGUAGACAAUGUUCUGACGUUGUUAUUGAAAAGCAAAGUGUCUACUUAUGAAUUCAGCCCAUUCCAAAGUGGAGAAGAGCAUCAUCAACAAGCUAAUAGCCAUCUGGAAGAAUUUCCUACCCUCCUUCACUGUGCAGCCAGAUUUGGAUUAAAGAACCUCGCAAUGUUUCUGCUCAGUUGUCCUGAGGCCACAUGGGCUUGCAAAAUAACCAAUAAAUACGGAGAUGAUCCAGAAAGUAUCGCGGAGAAGCAUGGACACAAGGAACUAAGAAAAUUAAUCAAAGAAUUGUCAGUUAACGCAGCAAAUAAUUUCACCAAUUGCAGGGAGGAAGUAGAAGACAAUAACACUUAUGAGCUCAUGUUAGGCUUGGAAACUCAACCAGCCAUGGCCAAGCUGAACCCGGGAGAUCAAUAUGAAAUUGGAUCGAGAUGCCAACACAAAACUGAAGUGGAUGAGGAAAAGAAAGAUGAUGUAAGAGGCAGCAGAGAGGAGACAGAACAUGAAGAUCAAGAAGAGGAAGACUCAUACAGCUUUCACAACAGUCCUGGUGAUUUGUAUGCCAACAUACAGGAUGAUCUCAAAGAGAACAGAAGAGAUUGCUUUCUCUGUAAGAGGCCACCCCCUCCUCCUCCUCGAAAUCUGCCUGGCAUCCUAAGACAGGACGAUCUGCACAAUUCAUCACAAGAGGGGAAUUUUGUGAUGGACAGGAAUAAGAGAGAACACGGGGAUGAACUCAACACAGCGUGCUACAGAGAAGACCGAGACACAUGCGAGGAAGACAGCGAGGAGGAACACCCGUACACUGCUGUGCAGCUGGAGGAAUCUGUGUAUGAUUUCAUACUGGGUGAGGAGGAGGAGGAGAAAAGGAAACAUUGCAGGUCCUUCAUCAUGAACAGGCCACCAGCCCCUGCCCCUCGUCCCACGUGUUCACUGGUCAGAGAGGAGAACACGCCUUAUAUAGUACAAGUGUUCCAGCAAAAGGCCACUCGAGUGACCAGUGACAACAACAGGACAUAUUGCGUCGCCAAGAAACCCGCACACAGAGGCCACACUGACAAAGCAACUUACAGCAUCGUGAAACACAACAUCCCUGCUGAACAGGAAGAACUCAUCCACUUGCAGGAACAGGUGAAAAAGGGGGCAAUUUCUGUGGAUGAAGCCCUGGACAGAUUUAAACGGUGGCAGAAGGAAAAAGAGAGACUACAAUCCACUCAACAAGAAAAAGUACAUCACCCUAGAGACACCACUAUUGGAAACAGACAAGAAAAUGAAAAUCUGAAUGUCUUCAACUAGGAGCCCAACAGACAAGGGACAUAUGCCUGAUUAACGGAGUGCAGCUCUUCAGCCAGCUGCACAGCAGUUUCAUCUGCUUGGUAUCCCACACGUCUUCCAGCUGUGCCCUGACAGCCUCAGACUCCAGCCCCUCCUGCUGUGACACGGCGGUGUGAUCAUCGCUGCACUUCAAGCGUCUUGGAAUCUCUCGCCUGGGCCAACUCUAGAAGAAGACCAGUAUCACUAAAGCAAAAUUAAUAAGAUUCCUUGUAAAGUCAGCACUGAAUUUUACAUCUUUUCUUUGCCUUUUAGUUCUCCCCCCUCAAGAUGACAGCUGAAAAUUUCUGUAAGUAGGUGUUGCGUGCCCUGGUUAAUAAUUUUGAAAUCAUUCCAAUUUUUUUAUGACGCUUGAUAUUUGUUUAAAAGUAGAUUUUAUGCACAGAAAAGGAAUAUUGUGAAAAGUUAUGAAGAUUAUGA